AGAUAAACAAGUACUCGGGAGCUGCUGUAUCAACAAAAGGACAGUACAUUGCUCCAUCCGAGAAAGGAAAUUAUAUGACUGGGUAUGUCACAUCUGUUUCUUGCCCUUGGCAGGGUUCCAAAUGGCAUGUUGCUUGUGCCUGUGGUUCAGUAUUAACAAAAAUUAAUAGCCCAGUUUUCAAGUACCCCCCCCCAAAAAAAAAAUUAUAAGGUUAGCGCAAGUGAAUUAAUGAUACAUGUUUUGAUAUGUAUUUAGUAACAUAUGGCUGUAAAGUAUAGUCCAUUUUACAGGUUUUGAUACCAGUACUGAUGGAAAUUGGCAUGACUGCACUAUAAAAACAUUAUAAUUAGUGACAAUUGCAAUGCCAUUACAAUACACACAAUUUUAGCAUUUCUGGUAUUGGUAAUGUUUUUAUAAAAUUGCCGUUCUAAGUUCUUUUGAAAAUCAAUACUAGACAAUUUGCAUGUUAGCAAAGCAUCCGGAAAAGUGGUGACCAUAAAUACUGUGACGUUAUAAAGUUACCGUUUUAAAGGUCAAGUGCAGCUUAGAGAUGUGAUAUACUUUUACAAUUCAUGUAUAGAAUCUAUAUAUAGACGUUGGUUUAUAUAAUAAAAACUCUAGUUUUAGUACUCAAACUAAAAAAAUAAGACCAUGCCUAUUGCCUAUGCCCAUAUUAUUAGAAACAACAGCUUUAAAAACAACACCGAAGAAUACAAUUUAGUAAUGUAUGCCAAACAUGAAUCACAAUUCGUCAUUGCGUUAUUUGCGUAAAUAAUCAUUGCCUCAAUAAAUGAGUGAUAAGCAUAAUAACCAAUAUUCAGUACAUUGUACUAUUGGUAGCUGUACUGAAUACAAGGAAUAUAAUGUCUUUCUUGCUUUUUUUCUGUUUACACGGCCGAUGUUAUUGCGAUAGAUUUGUGCAAGUGUAAUUUAAUAUCACGCAUUGUAAUUAUAUAAAUGCAAACUGCCUAGUUUUCUGGGCGUGAGAAGGUGAGGCGUAAAAAAAAAAUACCUGUGGUUCCGGUUCCCGACCGACCCUAUUUUUUUCUGCCGACCCUAUUAUUUUUUCGACGCGAUUGACCGUGCGACCCUAUUUUCUCCAGGUGGUUGCGGGCUGCUCAUACAGCGUGCCAAAAUGGCGUCUGUUGUCACACUAAUUAUUGAACCAAAUUGCCUAAAUUUGUCCAUAGGAAAUACGCAUCUCUUGUUAAUAUUGAUGUCGGAGCUCUACUGCAAAUCGCCCAGCAAAAUACCGCCAAAACCAUGAAAAAAAUAUUCAAAAAAAAAAUUUAUUUCCGACCGACCGACCCUAAUUUUUUCACGAUAUGAAACCGGAACCACAAGUAUUUUUUUUUACGCCUGAAGAAGACUGGGAACGUCCUAGUUUUUUGUUCGCAGGGGUCUGAGAACGUCCUAGAAUUACCUUAUUUGGAAAUAAACUAGGCUGUUGUCGUCAAAAACUAGGACGUUCCCAGACUCCAAAAUACCAAUCGCGUGCAAUGACGUUGUUUUAAUUAAUCUAAAUCUAGACAUGUUGACAGAAUAAAAACAUUCCUAAAACAGAGAUUAUUAAUAUAAUACGGAAACAGCUUUACAUACGGUAUUAAAAUAGCAGAGUAUUUUGAAAUUAAGCACGAUAAUGUAGAAUACAUGUACACAACACAAACUGACAACCGAUUUUGUGACCUAUAUCAGGCCAUCAGGGCAUCCUAGUUUACGUUUUCUGGUUGCCUAGUUUUUCAAUUUUUACCAUUAUUUUGCCUAAAAUUGGAAAAUUUAUGAGAUUGGGUUCCCAGGCACAACUGGCCUCAUUUGGAACCUUGCCCUUGGGCUGUAUAAUAAUGUUGUCCAGCUGAAGUGAGCUUUUUAAAAACAUUUUCACCACCGAUAAAAAAAGAAUCACCCAUAUAAACAUGAAACUGGCAGACUUCCCAAAUCUUUGUUAUGGAUUUUUUGCUUCCUAUAACAGAUACAGUUAUUAUGUUUGGUCUUCUUAAGUAAAAAAAAAGAGAAGUUUCACACUUGACGUUCAUUUUCAUCCCAAGUUAAUCCAUAACGCUGUGAAAAGUAGAAUUGCUGCCUGGUUCGAUCAUCAUAACGCAGGCAAUUUUUGGCUUCCGGAAAUUUUGCCUAAUUCCGAUGUCUGAAUUUCUAAUUAGGGCUUCACUCUUCAUAUAAAACCUACUUAAUUAACACAUUAUUCUGACCUCAGAUGAGGUGGACUCAUUGGACUUAUUCUUUAUUUGUUAACAUUUUUAGCCAAAAGCCAUUGUACUUGUUUAUCCAAGCUCCUUCACGAGACAAAGUAUACUGUAAGUAAAAUUUGAUUAUUUACCUGUUGAAGACUGCACACUGGCAGUCGAAAACUGGCAGACGAAAGCUCAUGUUAAAAUAAAUUUUACAAUCCGAGAAUGCAUCACUUAAAAAGCGUAAUGAAAUGUUAAAAUGCUAAAUGUUUAAUUUUGAAGCAAGAUUUUCGCAAAUAUCGACAAAAAGGCACAUUUUAGGAUGUGAUUUGACGGGACUAAUUAUUGGGUAAAAAUUUGCUUACACUCGCAAUUUGUCGACAGCUGAUUGCUCUCAAAGGUCUUUGAAAAGUCUUUGAAAAUAGGCAGAAAAAAUAUUUGAAAGUCUUUGACUUUUUUUGGUCUUGGAGACUACGAACCCUGAUUACGCUUUUUUAGUGAUGCUUAGCAAACCUUUCUUGGCUAAAAUUCGCAAAAUUUCAAUAUAUAUAGAUCAGAGAACGUUUCAGAAACUUUAUCAUGAAUCCUGGUCACACAUCUAGCAUUUUUAAAAAGAUUAGUGUUGGUGAUUUUAUUGGCAAAAACUGGGUAGGGCCAGAAACUGGAAACCCAGGGUUUAUUUUUGCCUUGUACAAUAUAAUUUGUACCCAAUUUUAUUUUAGUGGCUGUACAAAGAAUCCGAGGCAUCAUGAAUGGUGACGAUCCUUUCACACCUCCUCCUGUUCUUCCGCAACAAAUGUUACAAUCUGCGCAAUCAUCUUUACCUUCUGGGGUAAAUAUCUUUUAAACAAAUAUCCUGUGGUUUGCUUGGGCGUAUAAUAUACUAGUGCUGUGCGCCAUAGAUCUGCCGGAGUUUUAGCGUUUUUUUGGUCAGCUGGAGUUGCAAUGCUUUCUUCCAUGCCUGUCAAAUGUUGGGAUCCUAGGUAGCGUCGCUACCUGCAAGUGCCUGAAGCUAACUGCAAUCUUUGGUCAGAAGUCUAAAUAUCAAAAUAUGCAUGCUUAAGUACAGUAGAAAAUUUCAAGAACUCCCUUUUCAAAUGCCAAAACUGAUCUAUUUUCAAACCCAGAACUCCGUUUUCAAAUGCCAAAACUCCUUUUUCAAAUGCCAGAACUCAGUUUUCAAACGCCAGAACUCCGUUUUCAAAAGCCAGAACUCCGUUUUCAAAUGCCAUAACUCCAUUUUCAAAUGCCAGAACUCCGUUUUCAAAUACCAAAACUCCAUUUUCAAAUGCCAGAACUCAGUUUUCAAAUGCCAGAACUCCGUUUUCAAAUGGCAAAACUCCAUUUUCAAAUGGCAAAACUCAGUUUUCAAAUACCAAAACUCCAUUUUCAAAUGCCAGAACUCCGUUUUCAAAUGCCAAAACUCCUUUUUCAAAUGCCAGUACUCAGUUUUCAAAUGCCAAAACUCCGUUUUCAAAUGCCAAAACUCCGUUUUCAAAUGCCAUAACUCAGUUUUCAAAUGCAAAAACUCAGUUUUCAAAUGCAAAAAUUCCAUUUUCAAAUGCCAGAACUCCGUUUUCAAAUGCCAAAACUCAGUUUUCAAAUGCCAGAACUCCGUUUUCAAAUGGCAAAACUCCAUUUUCAAAUGGCAAAACUCAGUUUUCAAAUGACAAAAUUCCAUUUUCAAAUGCCAAAAUUCCAUUUUCAAAUGCCAAAAUUCCAUUUUCAAAUGCCAAAAUUCCAUUUUCAAAUGCCAGAACUCCGUUUUCAAAUGCGAGAACUCCGUUUUCAAAUGCGAGAACUCCGUUUUCAAAUGCGAGAACUCCGUUUUCAAAUGCCAGAACUCCGUUUUAAAAUACCAAAACUCCAUUUUCAAAUGCCAGAACUCCGUUUUCAAAUGCCAAAACUCCUUUUUCAAAUACCACAACUCAGUUUUCAAAUGCCAAAACUCCGUCUUCAAAUGCCAGAACUCCGUCUUCAAAUGCCAAAACUCAGUUUUCAAAUGCCAAAACUCCUUUUUCAAAUGCCAAAACUCCGUUUUCAAAUGCCAGAACUCCGUUUUCAGAUGCCAAAACUCAGUUUUCAAAUGCCAGAACUCCGUUUUCAAAUGCCAAAACUCCAUUUUCAAAUACCAAAACUCCAUUUUCAAAUGCCAGAACUCCGUUUUCAAAUGCCAAAACUCCUUUUCAAAUGCCAAAACUCCUUUUUCAAAUGCCAAAACUCCUUUUUCAAAUGCCAAAACUCCGUUUUCAAAUGCCAAAACUCAGUUUUCAAAUGCCAAAACUCCGUUUUCAAAUGCCAAAACUCAGUUUUCAAAUGCCAAAACUCCGUUUUCAAAUGCCAAAACUCCGUUUUCAAAUGCCAGAACUCCGUUUUCAAAUGCCAAAACUCCGUUUUCGGCUUGAUAUAUGAAAAUUUUCGACUAAUUGGGUUUGAGCAAAUUAGUGGACACUCAAUUUUGACAAUAUGAAACAUAACUCAAAACAUUUCUUCGAUGCCUGGUCCCCUGUCGUAAUUUGCUAACUGAAAAUAUUUUUUGGCUAUCUGCAAAAAAACUAAAUAUACAGUCAUGCUUUCUGCCAGAACAAGAGGAAAUGUAACAAUUUAGUAGAAUUAUUAUUGGUUACAAAUAAUGGCAACAUUAAAUUUUGUUGAAAGUAUAUACUGUAUAUAAUUUAAAGUCAUAUCAGUUGUGUCAAACCAUUAUGUCUGUAAUUCAUCUAUCACAAGAAAAAUUGUAAAUCGCUAGCUUCAUGCUUUGAUAUGCUGCGUCUUCUUUAUGCUGAUUACAGACUUUAUGCCCUGUGUUGUUGUGAGAUUUGAGCUGUUAAGUGGCCAGAGCCAAAACUUUGAGCAGUGUUUGCACAGCACUAUAAUAUACUUUCAUAAAAUAACAUUGAGAAAUUAUUUGUGUUCUUGUAGAUGUAUUAUGUUCAAGAGAAAGUGUUUGUUGGCCUUGAUAAUGUUCAUCCUGAAUUUAAUCUGAAAGAAAAAAUUGUUGGACCAGGUGUAAGUUAAAAAAUAUACCUAAGAAUCACUUCAAUCAGCUGGGAUAAAAUACCUUACUUGUAUUAAAAUUCUCGCAGUGCUAGACUUUGCACAGCACUGGGUGCGCAAAUUUUAGUACUGCACGAAAAGCCUUGUGGUGUAAAGCCCCGUUUACACGAGCAAAUUUUAUUUGACAAAUUUCAUAUGUCAAAGAUAUUUUCCUCGUGUAGAUGAUACAUUGGUGACAAAUUUAUUGUGACAAAUGCAUUUGAACAAAAGCUAGCAUGCUAGCUUUUGAUCAAAUGCAUUUGUCAUAUUAAAUUUGUCAGAUAAAAUUUGCUCGUGUAAACGAGGCUUAAUAUGAGACACUCGUUGUUAGUAAUGCAAAUCAACUGGGUUUAUUACUUUAUUAACAGAUUUGCAUUACUAUUUGCAUUAUGUUAUUGUAUUAGGCAAAUGAGAACCAUACAAUAAAUUUUUCAGUUCUUGUUGGUAUUUUGAACUCACGCUUUAUUGUUCUGUAUCAUGAAUUUUGCUUACAUUACAUAAUUUUGAAGCCAUUUUUUGAGGCCACCUAAUCACUUUUCGAUUAAGUUUUGAGAAAUACUGAAGUAUUUGUUGAUAAAAAAAUACUUGUUAUAGAUGUGUUAAUUGUUAAGAGGCAUUUUUUUUCAAUGUCGCGUAUUUACAAUGAAAAGUGUUCAAAACCUAAAAUCGUUUUGGCGUUCCUCUCAGAAUCACUUUGUUUUUGCUUUAUUCUCUAGUUUAUACAGUUAGCUACCUUUUUAAAUGCAUCUGCCGGUUGAGAAACAUAAAAUAAUAGUUAAGUCAAUUAAAAUACAAUUAUCAAUGAUGCUUUAAAAUUGACGCCAUAUUUAUUAAGCAAUAUAUAAGCAAAACUUACUGAACUUCAGACAUAAUUUUCUCUCUGGCGUAUCAUCUAAAAUCUCUUCAUUUUAGCAUUAUUUUACAGAUAAAGCACUAAACAUACUUUUUAAGUUUGUUUGCCGAUUGAGAAACGUAUCGAAAAAUAAAAAUUUUGAAUUUAGUCAUAACCUCAAGUGGUAUAUUAUACGCAUUAGUUUUGAGCGCGUGUUACGUAACAUACAAAAAAAACUCCUCUUAAUAGUUCUAUUAAACAAACCAAAAAGAACGAACACGGAAAAUUACUUGCGCGAAUUUAAAGCUGCGCGAAUAAGUCUCAACAAGGUGCACGAAAUUAAAUCGCGCAAAUUUAAAGCUGGCGAAAAUGAGUACGACACGAAAUUUAAUACAAGUAAGGUAAUAAAUAAUGAAGUAAUAGGAUGUAUAAAUAUAAUAAUUACAUUUUCUUUCUUUCAAAGGAAAGUUAUUUUCAGCACAUCACAAAAGAAACAGGAGCGAAGGUGAGGAUUUAGAAUUCCUAUGUUGAGAAAGAUAAUUAUUCUUAGAUAUUUUAUUUACUAUCUUCCUUUAUAUUUCAAGAAAUCAAGGCAGUCAUUAAUGACUAUCUACCUUUUGUCUUAACACAAUUUAUAUAAACAAAACUUAAUUUAAUAUAUAUUCUUAUAAACAUAUAAUAAAUCUAUAAAUUCUAUAUAAACAAAUUCUAUAAAUUUUAUAAAUUUUAGGUGAAUCUGAGGGGAAGAGGUUCUGGCUUUAUUGAGCCAACAUCCGGCCGAGAAGCAUUUGAAGCCCUCUAUGUCUACAUCAGGUAGGACAUUGCAUAAUGCUAACAGAUGCAGAAAGUAAUUAUUAGGAUAAAUACUAGAAUAUUAAAUCAUAUGGCAGAAAACUUUCACCCCAAAAUUUAGGAUCCCAGAGACAAAAAUAUUAUAUCCUGCUAUAUGGUAACACGAUUUAUUCUAUAAAAGUUUUACUGUAGUUUUGCAAACUUAGUUAUUUUCUAAUUGUUCUUUCAGUCACACAAAUUAUCCUGGUCUGGGGGCUGCAAAGAAACUAGUUGAAAACCUUAUCCAAACGGUGAGCAACUAGUUGUAGAUAAAUUAUAGUUGCAGUUGGUAGUUGCUAAAAAUUUGGGUUAUGUUUGAAUUAUUUAGGUCCACACAGCUCACCAGCAGUUUCAAAUGCAACAGACAUCAAACUCGUAUUACCCUAACUAUGGAGGUAGGUUUUGAAGACUUUUUACUGUACACAUGUAAGAAUCUCACAACUUGGCAACAAGAUGUGUUUGCAACAGGCACAGAACUGGCUUGCAGCAAGCUUCUCAACAAGCUGUAACAAGGCUGUUAUUUUAUCAAGUUGCUACAACAACUUGUCAACAGGAUGUGUUCGCACUGCUUGUUCCCAUCUUGUUGACAGCUUGCUACAAGGUUGUUGAACUCAACAAGCUUGUUACAACUUACAAGUUGUUCCAAUAACUUGUUAUCGUCCUGUCAACAAAUUGUGAGUGACAACCUUGGAACAGUAUUGCUACAAGUCUGCUGCUACAGUAGGUCUCAAUCUUGUUUGGUCUAACAAAAAAAUCCUAUGGUUACCUACCGAUCCUACGUUUUCGUUGCUUGCUUUUUAAUACAACAUGACACAAAAAUGGCAUCCGUUGUCACAACAGACUAAUUUUAAAACUAGGCAAGCAGGAAAAGUCAUGACUGCUGAUCACCAUGAUCGGGAACUUUGGGAACGUUAUUUCAAGCCCUGCCACUGUCAAUCAAAAAAAUUUCAAACAAAAAAUAUCUAUCUGACCUAGCUACACUAAUCUUUUUGGGAUGUGAAACCAGAACAGCAGGAUAUUUUUUGAUAGUCAAUUUUAUUUAAAAUUGAAACCAGGGAAGACUUGUGGUGUUUGGAAGUUCUUUUUCACAUUCGACUGAGGUAGAUAACAUAAUCAGAUGAUCACAGAUUGUAUGAAUGAAAAUCUGGACACACGAAACCCUGGGCUUGGACCUAAAAACCUCGGAAACUAAACAUUGUGCAAACGUUAGUUUAGUUUAGUUUAGUUGCCUCAAUGUCCGAGGUUUUUGAGUUCAGUGUUGAAACUCUGAAACAUUGGAGAGGUCUUUCGCGCAAAUGAGUGUUUAAGUACAAGAGAUAGAUUGUAAUGUUAUCAUACAUGUACAUUAUGUGCAUUGGAGGGUUAAGAAAGUGGAUCAUGUAAAGAUAUCAUCUCUGCUGAUAUUGCCCUCCUAGAACAAAUAGUAGUAGAUCAAGUCGGAGAAUUUCAAGUUUAAUUUCUGACUUACUACAUCUGCUGACAUUUGGUAAGACCGAUUUACGUUACACAACUUUUGCCUAAAACUGUCGCAUGCAACCUGCGUACAACUUGAGUUGUACUGUGUAAAUCAAGCACACAACUCGCCUAUGUUGUCGUAAGUGAGUUAUGUGAUUUACACAGUACAAUUCAAGUUCUAAGCUGGUUGCAUGCGACAGUUUUAGGCAAAAGUUGUGUCGUGUAAAUCGGCCUUCAUUGCUUUUGGAAGUUAUAAGAUUUAAUUCAUUGAUGCACAGAAACCUUCAGAUUGGCAAAUUUUUGUUGAACACGUUUAAAGUAAUUGAAUAGAUGAUUCGAGCUUUUGACUAAAUUUUGAUCUAGAACAAAAUCCAUCACCACAGCUAGAAAGAGUAUGUUAAAAUUAGUUAAAUUGCAAAGUUUGGUUGCGAAAUGUUGUAAAACGCGGAAAAUAUAGCCCUGCGAAAUUUGCAAAUUUUGUAUUAAUGUAUUCACCACUUUCGGCCCAAAUUUUCCGCAUUUUACAACAUUUUGCGGCCAAACUUUGUAAUUUUACUAAUUUUAACAUGUUCUUUCUAGUUGUGGUGAUGGAUUUUGUUCUUCUUGCCUAGAUCAAAAUUAGUCUAUAGAUGGAAUCAUCCAUUUCGUCACAUAAUAUACUUUGUCAUUUACCAUGUAGGAUAUCCAGGUCAAAAUACUGGCCAACCUCCGCAACGACCUCCUCAUAUGUAUAAUAUGGUAAAUAUCAUUUAUGUAUUCUGUUUUAAUACAUUAAAUAAUUUGUGUUCUUUGCCGGAUGAUUUGAUGCAGCUUAUGGUUAAAUCAGUCCGGACAAAAUGUCCGACUAAGGCCCUGUUCACAUGAUCUCGGGAUAAACAACUGCCCCGCGACAAGUCAUUGACCCGGGGUACUGAUAUCUUCUGUUUACAUGAACAAAACUACCGCGGGUCAUGGCUAUAAAUACAUUACGCGGGAAUCAUAAAAUAUUCCCGCCAACGUGAAACGGUGAAAUAUUGCUAAAUAAAAAACAUUCUGAUAAACGCAAGUCGUAUUUUAUGUUAUGAUAUUUACAAAUAGAACGUAGUUGAUUAUCAGCCGUAAUAAAAUGUCCUCAAUUCAUUGUUUCUGGUUGACCAGAUCAAAUUAUUUGAGUAACAUACUACACUUCUUGGUUUCAAACAUGAUAUUAGCGACAAUUUUAUUUUAAUAUUAUUAGAAUCAUCACUUAUAGAUUUCUAAUGAUAUCUUCAAUCAAAUAACAAGUUUUGUGGAGUCCAACGUGCUCUAAAUGUAAUUUUAGCCGCGAUUUUGAUCGUUUUACCAAAAAUUCAAUUAUCCCGGGACAAAGUUGCCCCGGGGCAAAGUGUUCACAUGAGGAAAAGUUGUCCCGGCUAGGCGAGUGUCCCUGUCUACAGAGGCGAGGCACUCGGGUCAAUUCUUGUCCCGGGACAAGUAAAAUAUCAUGUGAACAGCACUAUUCUUUUACUAAGGAGCCGAGACAAUUUUUGGCCCGCGACAAUUGCUUGCCCCGAGACAUAACGCUGUCCCGGGUUCAUGUGAACAGGGCCUAAUUCUGCAUUUGGUUGGAAAAACUGUAAUUUUGUCGGAAAAUAUCCGAUGUUUUCACAUGAGUCCAUAGCGAGAAUUGAAUCCACGAUAUCAGAGGUGACAUGCGCUUACACACGAAAAAUCUCACAACUUGUCAGCAAGAUGUGUUCGCAACAGGCUUUGUAGCAAGCUUGUCAAUUCGCCAUUCCCCUUAUUACGUUUUCGUGGCGCUUUGCAUUGUGGUUAUAGUGGUAUCACUGAUAUUCAAGAUGGCUUAUUUUUUGUCCUGACCCGUGCAAGAACUUUUAAAAAAAGCUAGGGUCAGGUGCCCGAUAGCCAACAGCAAAAUAUUCGCGAAAACAUUCAAUAUUUUCAUUCGAGGGCGCUAUCUUUAUCAGUGAUACCACUUCAACCACAAUGCAAAGCGCUACGAAAACGUAACAAGAGCAAUCGCGAAUUGUUGAAAUGCAGCACGAUAACAAGUUGUUGGAACAACUUGUAACAAGUCUGUUGAGCUCAACAACCUUGUAGCAAGUACAACUUGUCAACAACAGGGAAUAAACAGUGUGAACACAUCUUGUUGACAAGUUGUUGGAACAGCUUUGCUACAAGUCUGCUGCAGCUUUGGAUUUUUACGUGUGUACUGUGUAGUCUGCUCUUAGAAGUCUUACUCUGUGAAGUCUUACUCUGUGAAGUCUUACUCUGUGAAGUCUUACUCCAUAUUCUCUUUCUUCAGCCACCUAUGUCAGGUUAUGGUCCCCCUCCUCACUCUGGUGGGCCAGCCCCGCCUUAUCCCUCGUACCCAUACCCUCUUCCCAAUCCACCUCCUCCACACUUCAAUCAACUUGGACCGAACCAUAAUAUCCCUCCUAAUCCACAAAUGCCACCACCUCACGCUAUGUAUCCCAACCCAGCGUUACGUCACGAGGGUAAGUAACUUUAUCACGAUGAGUGAACUCAUCUUACCUGAGCAUGCGUAGAUUGUACAUGCUGACGUGUACUGAAUAUUAACGUGGUGAUCUACCGGAUUAUUUCAAGAUAUAGUCGGCAAAAUUUUUUAAUUAUUAGUAGAAUUUUGAGGUGAAGACAAGGCUAUAGAAUGAUGUAACAAAUGUUGUAUGGCAAUUGCAUUUUUAGUCAAUCUGGGACACCUGAUUUUCAACAUUUUCUGGGUCUGAUAGUGCUCCCUAGUAGUGCCCAUCUGUAUUUGGUGCAUGUUAUCUAAAUUAGUUUUAUGUUAUAUUCCUAAAAGUAUUAUUAAGAUUCUCAGUGCACUGAAAUACAUUUUUUUCUGUUAAAAUUUAGCAUGACAUUCAGUUUGACAACUUGUUAGUGCCACUAGUUCAGUGUCGAUUUACUUGAAUAUUUGCAGAAAAUUUUAAAUAUUCCCAUGUGGUCCCAGAAAGCAAAAAUUUUUCCCCCACUCCUGUCUGAAAUAGUCCUUGACCAUGAUAUUCUCGUUUUAGGUCCCAGACCUCUCAUGGAUCAACGUCCACCAUAUAGGGAACCCCAACCACCCAUGCCACACCCAGCAGCGUCUUAUACCCCUGAAUCUCCUACACAACCCCAUCCAGAACCACUACUGCAAUUUAAUUAUGAUGCUCCACCCGUACCCGACCGUAGUAGCAGGUAUAAAAAGAAGAAAUUCAUUACAGUAAUGCCUCGCAUAAAAAAAACAGUGGGUUAAGAACCACCAGCCUGAAAUUUGGGCAAUAGACAAUUCCCAUUAUAGACUAAUUUUAAAACUAGGCAAAGAGAUGCAAAUAGAUCACCACAGCUAGAAAGAGCAUACUAAAAUGAGUAAAACUACAAAGUUUGAUUGCGAAAUGUUGUAAAAUGCGGAAAAUAUAGCCUUGCAAAGUUUGGAAAUUUGAUAUACUUUUGUAUUGCGUGCGGAAAUUCCUACCACAUUUGGGCCGAAAAUGGUAGCAAUUUCCGCACGCAAUACAAAAGUAUACAAAAUUUCCAAACUUUGCAAGGCUAUAUUUUCCGCAUUUUACAACAUUUCGCAACCAAACUUUGCUACUUUACUCAUUUUAGUCUGCUCUUUCUAGCUGUGGUGAUUUAUUUGCAUCUCCUUGCUUAGUUUUAAAAUUAGUCUAUAAUGGGAAUUGUCUAUUAAGCACCGAAAAUACACGCGCAUACCUAGAUAUACAUUUCGUCCUAUCAUUUCAAUUUUCAAUGGCGAUUACCUAUUUUACACAAGAUUUCGUAUUCUUCUUUAUUCAGUAAUAACGAAGUAAGAUCAAAGCAACCAGAGCCUGUUGAACCUCCCAAGCCUGUCAAACGAAGAUUUACUGAGGUAAUAAAACUGGACGAUGUAUCCCUGUCCAGUGACUUGGUCCCCAAGACAGGCCAGUAUGUUUGUUCGAAUUUGUUGUGUUUCAUAAUACUAACCAUCUUUUUCUUUCGUUCUUUUUUGUGGUUCUUUUUCUCGUUCUUAUCAAACAGGCACCAGCUAAGAAAACGAUCCCACCACCACUUCCAGAAUCAUUCAUGAUAGAAAAGGUUAUUAAUAGUUUCAAAUAUUUCAUUCCAGGGGCGGAUCUAGCCUCAUCUAGAAGGUGGGGUGCAGGUUUUCCAUGGGGUGGUGCAUGAGGGAGCCUUGCUGCCCACUCUCCUCUGCAGUCUGCAACGCUACUAUCCCAACAUUACCAUUAUUUGAGAUGGCCGAAUCUGCAUGUUCGCCGUUCUGUUACGUUUUACAUUAUCUUUUGUUUAUAAAGUGUAUGUCGGCUUUUUAUCACGUAUGCGUGACUGGGCAGUUGCUGUAGCACAGUGCAGUAAAUUUGCUUGUUAAAGUACAGUAUAUGACAUGUUUACAUAUUUAACCGUGAUAUUUCACUAAAGCAUUGAGUAUUUUCCCGUGAGCUCACAAAUCAAUUAAACCGUUUCAAUCAUAAAUUACCUAACGACGUUAGAUCUUGGCAAAGUAGCGAGCUAGCUCGGGUACCCGAGCUGGUUCGCCUCCAUAUAAACACCCUCUAGUUGGCUGGGCUCAUAUUGGCAGGCCCUUAGUAUUUAGCAUAUUCGUUAAGGUUCCUUAUUUCUUUUACGAGGUUCUCACUCCUCACUGAAUGCAUCUUUUAUUUUAUUUAACGCCCGGCAGAGAUCUGUAUCUAGUUUAGAUCAACAAUCCACUCAAUCCCAUACACCAGGUGGCGAUGUUGACAAGAGGACUAGUAGUAUGGCGCCUCCUGUUCUGCCUGCUCCAAAGGUAAAACCGAGCGACGGAAGUGUUAAGAAGGAAAAUGCUAGCUCGCCGCGGGACGGCUUCAAGAUGCCGUUCAUGCCAGUUUCUGCCGUUUUGUCAGGUGAGUAUUUUUACAAAAUACGAAAAAACUGUAACUCCGAAAAGGUAAAUUUUUCAAAGACUUCUCACUGGAUAAUAAAUCUGAAAUAUUUUCGCGAACAUUUUCAACACAUCAAAUCUAUUUUAGAGCUAUAUCCUGACGAUCAAACUAACUCAACUUCUAACGGGUGUCCCAAAAAAAACUGGGAACUGUUUGAUUUCAUGUAACGUAAAAGCUAUCGCAAUGAAUGAAAUAAGAUCAUUGCAUUCAGAAAGGCCUAACUUAGAAUUUUGAUAUAUAGCACUUGAAUUUACAUGCAAUAUUGAAUUUGCAUGCAAUAUUGACAACUAUGCAACCAAUUUUAGUUCAAGAAAUUCCGAUGUAAUGAAGAGCCAAAAAAUAUAAUAUAAAGUGCUUAUGUUUCUCACAAUGUAGCUAUAACUAUUGCAUUAUUUACAGGUGCUAAAAAGAACUCGCCUUCUCCACUGUCAGGAAAGAAACGAAAACUUGACGAGCCUGCGAAAUCUGAAAAGAAAUUUGGGACAGAAAAGAAAUCCACUGGUAUUGCCCUCCUGGGUUCCUAUGAUGAUGAUUCGUCAGACGAAGAUUAGUAAAGUUAUAUAAUUCAUAUUUUUAUCACAAGCGGGUUUUCUGGGGGGCGUUGCGCACCCUUGCUCUUCUUCAGAGAAUGUCGGCUCCCCAGAUAAUGUUAGUAUAUCAAUCAUAGAAUUCUAAUAUGAUUUGGUGCAUUACUCUGAAGUAUCCUAACCCCUUCACUGGCUUUCGAUCUUAAUUUGGGCCUGCGUUAAAGCGUUGAGCUGUUUUCUAUUCUCUUAUAUAGGCUACUUUACAUUAUCAAAGUUCCUGUUCCUUCAAAUCUUACGCCCGUAUUCUAAAAGCUCACUCACACUCAAUGAGUGGAGGUUCAAUCUGAGCUUUUCUUGAGUGUCAAUGCUGUUUUUGAAUAGCUGGAGGGUGAGUAGUCACAUAGUAAGGUAUGACACUAGCCCUCCAGCUAUUCAAAAACAGCAUUGACACUCAAGAGAAGCUCAGAUUGAACCUCCACUCAUUGAGUGUGAGUGAGCUUUUAGAAUACGGGCGUUAGAAUUUACCUAUGCAAAAUUCUUACUUUGAUCACAGAAAGAACAGCCAUCAUUAAAUUGAUGACAUCAUUUGAUAAAAGCCAUCAUUAAACGUUAAUCUUCUUUCCCAUUGUCAUUGAUAAUUCUUUAUUUUCAUACUUGUUUUUCACCUUCAUAUUCCUUUUCUCUUUCAUCCUCUUCUGCGUGACUGUUUCAAUAUAGUUUUGCGCUAGUUUUUUCCCCUCGAUAUAAUUCGCAUCGCAUCCAGGGUUGGGGUAAAACCAUAGGGUUGCUUUAAGACAUAUAGUGCCUGUGAAGAAAAUCUAAACUGUUAGUCAUUGCACUCUCUACUUAAAAAAGAAACGACUAUUAAUAAUAAGAAAAAUACUUUAACUGUCGUUUUGGGCACAAAACACGAGGUUCAGUUGCAACGAUUUUAUUUGGCAUUCUCCUCGCUUUGGAAAGGCUGAUCAUUACCUCGCCUGUAUAUAUGACUGGGGGGAAGCUAGUGUGACAUAUUAACAGUUCAUUCAUCACUGUCCCGUAUUGACUUCAAUAUUUCUAGCUGGUUUCGUAUAAAUAUUUGAAGCUAUGUAAAUGAGGUGAUCUAAAAAAUAAAACGUGGAUGAAAAAAAUAGAAUUUUCACAUCCAAAUGGC
Messenger RNA from Paramuricea clavata, 14921 nucleotides. The record is from the annotation of a GenBank genome assembly. Lineage: Eukaryota; Metazoa; Cnidaria; Anthozoa; Malacalcyonacea; Plexauridae.